CCCAGGUAGAAACUGAUCAGACGAAGUGAAGACGCGAGACAGAGAAGACUCGUGUUUACACUCAGGUCCAUCUUCGGGCCCAUCACGUCUGAGCUUCGUGUCGUCAUGCGGAGUUCACCUGCCGCCAUCACCUGCAUCCUCCUGCUGUCGCUGCUCGAAGUGUCUGUCGGUGUUCAGGUGAUUGUUCCCCAGCAGGAGCGCAGCACAGCUCUGUUCGCCUCAGUGAUCCUCCGCUGCGACUACAGCACCUCUGCAAGUCUCCAAGAUGUCCUGGUCACCUGGAGGUAUAAGUCCUUCUGUAAGGACCCUGUACUGGAGUACUACUCCACAGCGUACCAGUCUGCGUUGCAGUUGGGACAGGACCCAUCCAAUGACUGUCCGGAUCGUCAGCGAACAGUGCGCGUUGUGAUCCAGAAGAGAGGAUCCAGUGAGCCGAUCCUGGGAUCAGAAUACCGCGAACGCAGGAUCUCUAUUCAAAACAAGGCAGACCUGGUGAUUAAUGAGGUGAUGUGGUGGGACAACGGUGUGUACUACUGCAACGUGGAUGCCACUGGAGACACUGCAGGAGACUCAGACAAAGAAAUCAAACUCAUCGUCUACCACUGGUUGGUUGUGUUGUUCAUCAUCAUCGGAGCGCUGCUUCUGAUCCUCCUCUUCUGUAUCUGCUGCUGCCAGUGUUGCCCUCAGAAGUGCUGCUGCUACGUGCGCUGUCCCUGCUGCCCACAGCAAUGCUGCUGUCCUGAAGAAGCGGUGAUGCAGCAUCGUAUGAUGAAGCAGGCUCGAAUGAACUGGAUGGGUGGACAGCCGGUAUAUGGACCAAUGAGCCACGCCUCGUCACAGAUGAACCCGCUGCUCUACCCAGGUUCCAUCUCAGGGAAGAGCAUCCCCAUGAAGCCAAUGCCCCUCCCUCCCCCUCAGUCCUCAGCUUACAGCAUGCCUCCUCCCAAUGUCCCAGGGAACCACACCCCUGCCAGCACCAAUCAGAUGCUUAAUUACCUGGAGAGCCAGGUGAGGGGGAUGGACAUGGCCACUCCUCUCUUACAGUCCCAGCCACCUCCACCCCCACACAUGCAGCACAUCCCACCUCCUCCCCAGCACAUGCAGCACCUCCCACCUCCUCCCCAGCACAUUCCCAUCACUGUCCCGUUUUCCCCCGGCCCUCCCAGCAUGAUCUCUGCCCUUGAUGAUGGCCCACGAGAGCAUCGCGUCAUCACACUUCCACCGAUUAGGGAGCAGUACCCAAGCAGAAUGCCACCCCCUGCACCCAAGACUCGCCCCCCAAGCUCGAGCGAGAGCAGCCGCAGUGGCUUCGGCCGCCGAGAUGAGCGAGGAGCUGCCGGUAGGCGUUACCCCUCACCCACAAGAUCUAGAGUCAUUCCCCGGAGCUACAGCCAGGACUCCCUGGACGGCCGGAGUCACAACGGGGCACGAGGAGGCAUGGACCGUCCCCGCUCCCGUUCGAGGGAUGACCUGUUCGACAACAGGUCCAGAGGAAACCACUCCCCACCAGGAUCCCGGCACCCAAGACGAGGGUCCUGGAGCUCGGAUGAUGAGGCCAGCAGCAGGAGAGGAGGAGGAGGGAGGAGAGGAGGUGGAGGCUACGCUGACCAACCACCCAUCUACUCUGAGUACGAGCCUGGACAGAAACCAGGGACACGGAGGAAUGAGCGCUACUCUGACAAGAGUUCUCGCAGUGGCACCAGCAUCGUCAUCUGAACCCUGCAGCUGUGAAACGCCCUGUGACCUCUGUUUCAGAGAACACGCACACCUCUGUAGAACUGGGAGCUUGUCGUCUGGCCGACAACUUUUAUGUAUUGAAAUGAAUUGUGAACCAGCUGGCAGAGAUGUGAUACUGAGAUAUGAGGAAUCGUUUCCAAAAAGUGUGUGGAAGGUAAAACAAAUGUUUGGUGUCAACAAGAAACCUUUUUGAUAGCCUAGAGUUGUUUUUGUUGUUUUUUUCGAUUUAAAAAAAACAAGUCUUCGGAGAUUUUUGGGAUAUUAUCUCCCCCUGCUGGUUAAUCAGUGAAAUUCAAUAUUCUGAAGUCUUAUGUGCAGUUUUAGAAUUCAUGUUUGUCCUUUUGAAACUUGAAACUUGAAUUGUAUUUAUUGCAGAAUGAAUUACUCUCAGGUCCACUAACCAAACAACACCUGUUACAAUAGAGCUUUUAUACUCACAUCAGUAUGAAUACAUUCUUGUAAAUGCUGAAGUUAGUUUUUAUCAUUUUUGUAAAUAUAACUUGUCAUAUCUCCUGGUGACUAUAGUGCAAUUGCUUUACUAAUGUUUUGAAGGAAAAUAUACAAGUGGCAUCUGUUCUGUGGUUUGUACAUAAGAAGAAUGAAGAAGAAAUUUACUGUAAACAAUGCAUGUAAAUAAGUAUUUUUCAUGGUAAUGUACUGGUCAACAAUCUUAUAGGCCAAGACAUUUUGAAGUUUGCCAACUUAACUGCCCACUCACACACCAUGUGUAUCAUGGUGUGUUUCAGAAGGACUCGUCCACUGUUAUUUUUAACGUUUUUGUUUUUAAUCAUCUUUUGUUUUUGCACUGUACAGUCAGUUUGUGUUUAUUGAUAAAGAUGAAAAUAAACAUUUUACCUUUUU
Messenger RNA from Paralichthys olivaceus (Japanese flounder), 2598 nucleotides. The record is from RefSeq and is a predicted model, not a curated record. NCBI's taxonomy places the organism in Eukaryota, Metazoa, Chordata, Actinopteri, Pleuronectiformes, Paralichthyidae.